AUGUUUUCACUAGCUUCUAAGCUUUAUGAAACUGUGAUUGGCAGUUCCGGAGAACAACUUUCUACCGAAAAUGAAACUAAAGACCCUCAGUCUGUACAAGUCUCGUUGGUAAAAGAAACUACAAUUGAAACUACCGAUUUUGCUGUACCGGCUAUCCCCGUACCUAAAAUGAAAAUCACUGAAGACACCGGUACGCGUUUAUUUCUUUAUGCCGCUUGUGAUUUGCUAACUUACUUUCAACCUUGCAUGUUAGACACGUUAGACAUUCCGCCAGCUUUUCCCUCUAUUGAUAGCCCUCAACGCACAAAACCUUCUCAAUCAAAGCUUACUCCUCUCGAAAAAGCCAACAAACUACGAAAAAAAGUAAAUUUAGAACCCGGCCACUCUGCCUUAGAUUGGGCAAGACUGAAAAAUAGUCUGGGGGGUGUUUCAGAAAUAAGAAGAUAUACCCUCGAUGAGCUCAAACUUCAUAAGACAAAGAAUGAUGCUUGGACUGCAAUUAACGGAAAAAUAUAUAAUAUCACUCCAUAUCUAAAAUUUCAUCCUGGAGGUGAAAAAGAAUUAAUGCGUGCUGCUGGUAAAGAUGGAACAAAACUAUUUAUGGAUAUACAUUCAUGGGUUAAUUAUGAUUUAAUGCUAGAUAAAUGCUUCGUAGGAUUUUUGGUUGGUAUAAAAACUACGUUGACUUGA
This is a messenger RNA of Dentiscutata erythropus, 690 nucleotides long. The record is from the annotation of a GenBank genome assembly. Lineage: Eukaryota; Fungi; Glomeromycota; Glomeromycetes; Diversisporales; Gigasporaceae.